This is a messenger RNA of Lates calcarifer (barramundi perch), 8612 nucleotides long. RefSeq names its product POU class 2 homeobox 1b (gene pou2f1b). Bases 208 to 2325 code for a protein of 705 amino acids. The record is from RefSeq and is a predicted model, not a curated record. Gene Ontology annotation, biological process: regulation of transcription by RNA polymerase II. The transcript has 16 exons. NCBI's taxonomy places the organism in Eukaryota, Metazoa, Chordata, Actinopteri, Centropomidae. Gene Ontology annotation, molecular function: DNA-binding transcription factor activity, RNA polymerase II-specific; RNA polymerase II cis-regulatory region sequence-specific DNA binding. Gene Ontology annotation, cellular component: nucleus.
GGCGGACGGAGGAGCAGCGAGUCAAGAUGAGAGUUCAGGACCAGUACCACCGUGUCUGUGUGUGUAGCUCUGGUUGUAUUGAACUCUGCUCGCUGCUGACCAGUGGAGAGUGAAGAGAGCGAGGAGUGGGAGGAGGAACAGAGUGCCCGAUACCCUGCCGGUGGGUUUGCCCGGCAGAGGCGAUUUUCCUUGAUAGGUUCGGCAACCAUGCUGGAAAACACAGGUGGAGCGAGAGUGGAUGCUAAAGUGAAUAAUCAGUCAGAAACUGCUAAAUGUGCAAUGGAAAGUGGUGACGGGAACACCGGAAUCCAAACCAAUGGAUUGGACUUUCAGAGGCAGACGGUGCCAACCACAAGUGCAAUCACGAACGCACACGCACAAGCCCUCCUCCAACAGUCUAAGUCGGAAGACUCGAGUGCUCUUCCGACCUCCGUCCAGCAGAGCGUAUUGCCUCAAACCCAGCUAAUGUUGGCCGGGGGACAGAUUGCUGGAUUGACCCUGACCCCAGCGCAGCAGCAGCUGUUGAUCCAGCAGGCCCAAGCUCAGCUCCUGGCUGCAGCCGUGCAGCAGUCAGCCAGCCAGCAGAACAGCACCACUGGGGCAAGCAUCUCAGCCUCUGCAGCCACGCCCAUUACCCAGCUGCCCCUGUCACAGCCCAUCCAGAUCACCCAACAGCUACAGCAGCAGAAUCUCCUGCCUCAGUUUGUUCUGGUUCAGCCCGGCCACCCGAUCGCCACACCACUGCAGCAGUUCAUCAUCUCACCGACACCACAGGCCCAACAGGGUAAAGCAGGCAUAUUGCAAGCCCAGAGUCUUCUACCUCAACAACCUCAAAGCCAAGCUAACCUCCUGCCGACUCAACCAAUUACCCUUGCAACUCAGCCUGCAACUCCAACCCGCACAGCAGCAGCCACACCUAUUCAGUCCCUGCCCCACAGUCAGACACCACCCAAACGGUUGGACACGCCGACUCUGGAGGAGCCUAGUGACUUGGAGGAGCUGGAGCAGUUUGCCAAGACCUUUAAACAGAGGCGUAUCAAACUGGGCUUCACACAGGGGGAUGUUGGCCUAGCAAUGGGGAAGCUGUAUGGAAACGACUUCAGCCAAACUACCAUCUCUCGCUUUGAGGCCUUGAAUCUGAGCUUUAAGAACAUGUGCAAACUCAAGCCAUUGCUGGAGAAGUGGCUCAAUGAUGCAGUUUGUGCAGAGAACCUGACAUCUGACCAGGCCCUGUCCAGCCCCAGUGCCCUGGGCUCCCCAGGCAUGGGCAUAGAGGGGAUCAACCGCAGACGGAAGAAGAGGACCAGUAUCGAGACCAACAUCCGAGUGGCCUUAGAAAAGAGCUUUCUGGAGCAGAACCAAAAACCUACCUCUGAGGAGAUCACCAUGAUCGCUGACCAGCUCAACAUGGAGAAAGAGGUGAUUCGGGUCUGGUUCUGCAAUCGUCGGCAGAAAGAGAAGAGGAUUAACCCCCCGAGCAGUGGCAACAGUGGAGGAGGCAGCACCCCCAUCAAAACCAUCUUUACCCCCAGUAGCCCUUUGGUGGCCAGCACAGCAAGCCUUGUGAGCAGUUCAACUAUUAACACACCCACCACUCUGACUGUAAACCCAGUGAUGCCUCUCACCAGCACCAGCGUCCCCAGUUUGCCUUUCACAGGCACGACAGUUGGAGCCACAAACACCGCAUCCGUCAUCUCCACUGCACCUGUGGUUACCACAGCAACCAGCUCUCCAUCUUUAAGCCCGUCACCAACGACUAAUCAGUCCACGACCACAGAGAGCAAGGCUGGCACUCAGGCGCAAACCAUCGUCACCCAGGCCCCAACAUCCAUAGCCACCACUUUAGGCACGGGCCAGAUGAUGGUGGCGGCUCAGGGGCUGUCUGCACUGCAGGGUGCUGCCCAGUUACCCACCAGUGCUAGCUUUGCUGCUAUGGCUGCCGCUGCAGGGCUCAACCCAGGACUGAUGGCAUCUUCACAGUUCACUCCAGGGGGGACCCUGCUCAGUCUGACUCCUGGUGGCCUCGGAAGUGCGCUGAGUCCUGCCCUCAUGAGCAACAGCGCUCUGGCCACUAUUCAAGCUCUGGCAAGCGGCACAAUCCCCAUCACUUCUCUGGACGGCAGCAACCUGCUGUUCGCCAACACGUCUGCUGGUAACACGUUCUUCCUGAACCCCCCGAACCUGUCGGUGCUCACCAGCCCCCCUGUCAGCCUGGUGUCGGCCGGGACGGGGGGGUUGCAGGUCACUGCUGAUGCUCAUCAAGCCACCACGGCUACUGUGCCUGUGCAAGCCUCGACCAUUACCACUGCCUCCAAGGCUCAGUGAAGCCAGUCAGGCUGCAUCCUGAAUUAACGCCCUAUUUCUUACGUCGUGCACUACUCCUAUCACACCAUGUAGGGAAUAGGGAGGUCGUUUGAUCUGUGCUUCACUAACUUCUCCACAUUCUUUCCAUUGUAUCUAUCAUUAUUUAAUCCUUUUGCUGCCACCAAAAAGAAAAAGACCUCAAAUGAGGUUGAGGUUAUCUUUUUUCCUCUUUUUUUUGUUUGCUGUCUUUUCCUUUAUGAUUCUUGGAUGUUUCUUCCACAAACAGUAGCCAGAUGGACACUGUUGUUGGACUGCCGCUCCUCAUGAACCUUGACAAGUGUCCAGGAAGAAAAUAUUCUCGGCACCACCAAGCUGUUCACAUUUUGUACAUAUAUACAUAUAUAUAUAUAUCCUCCUAUCUCCAGGUCAGAAUUUUCUCUGAAAUACUUCUAACCAAAAACUUUAGGAUUUUAACAUUCAAACUUUACUGAUUUACUACUAAUUUCACAAUAUUCAUCAUCACUAAUGGGGAUUUGUGUGUCACCCCAUCUUUUAAUUAUCUCUUUUGGGUUUUUGGACAGGCCUUGACGUAAAUCAUAUCAAAGUUAUAUUUUAGAGACUUUUUUUCUUUUACCUUUACUGUCUGUAUUUUUUGACAUUUUCAGAACUUUGUAAGUCUAAUAUUAAGUUAAGAUUUAACUAUCACUUUUUAAUCGUGGUUAUAAGGCUUUAAAAACAAGUAAUAAGUGGCCGAUAUAAAGGUUAUCAUUGCUUUAAGGGUCGGAGGGACCAGGUGUGUCUCUCUGAGUCUCUCUUUCUGGAAACACUGAGUUUUACAUCACGCUGCAGCGGCAAAGUAGCCACUGAGCUUUUGUAAAGCGACGGUCUAGGUGUGGAUCGUAGACACUGACGAGAAAAUUACUGAAAACAUUACAUUGAGAGCUUUAAAAAGAGCUGCUGACAUGCAGUCCUGUGUCUGAUUAAGGGUGAUUUGUUUUGGAUGGUGAUCCAUUGGAAAUCUGUACAUUAUGUUUGGAUUCAGAGGUAGAAAGUAGACAUCUGCAUGUGUUGUCUACGGCUCAGGCAGAUGCUGAGAGCUCAGUAACUGUUCAAGGCUCUGCAGCCGACUGGUGUGUUUUUAGGAGGACCAGUCAGGGGGGCGUGGUCAUCAUACCAAACGGAUGGUGGCAUUGGCUAGAUGAGGUUAUUGUAUUGUGUUUUUUGUUUUUUGUUUUCUUUUUUAAUAGUAGUACCGUUGUAUCUACUUGUGCACAGUAUCUGUACCAAAAAACUGGAUUGAUGAGCUGCAGUCUGCCUGUUUUGGGAGGAAUGAAAUUCUGUCUUUUUUUGUCUGCAGUCACUUGACUGGCUUACGUACUUUAAGAUAUACCAAAAAUAUUUGUUAAAAUAAUUGCUGUGUGUAGUCGGUGUAGCUUAGUCUAGUCAAUAUAUUUAUGAGUGCAGAAUCUCUCUUCAUUGUCAACAGAUAAUAGAAAUGCAAUAUUUUGAUGAUCAUUUUCCAAAGAUGAUUUUUUUUUUUUUUUUUUUUUUUUUAAUUUGACAAAGUGUCUCAUAACUCAACUUUAAAUUGGCAGCACAACUGACCAAAAAGAGAGGGACUGGCGGGUUUGGGUAUGAGAAAGUAGUUUCCUUUUACUCUUUAUGAAUUGAUUCUUUAUCAUUGGGGCCUCGCCCCUAACACCUGAUUCUGGUUUCCUUUGAGCCAUUUGAUGGCUUAGUUUCCUAUUUUAAAUCAGUUUUGGCCGUUUUGGUAGCAGUUUGGACUUUUCUGAAGCAUAAUAGAAAGGUUCUGUUGUUUGGUUUUGUACUAAUAUUCAGCCAUAAAACAACAGCUUGAACCAAAGUGGUUUUCCUCAGUAGUUGCUGUGCCUGUCCGAGCACACAAGUUGCCGUUCAUGAUCUCUACUCUCCACACUGCUAAAUAUUUUCCUCUUCUCUCACCUCGGUCAAUACCUGAUAAUUCCUGGUUUGGUGCUGCUGGAUAAGGAUCACAGAAAACUUAGCUUUAACAACUUGCUGCUGAAGCUCCUGGUGGAGUUGUGCUGUUGAGAGGCCUGCAUGCUUUCCUAUAGCUUUAUGACUACAGCCUGGAAAAUCAGGUUUUGUGGUUUAGACCCGCCCAUCUGGGGGGCUCACCUAUGUAAAUGCAUAGAUCUGAUCAUCAGACGACAUACUACACCUCCCCUCAGCGCCACCAUUUUGAACCAGCAUGUUAGGAAACAAUAUGCUGCUCCCUAAAUCUGUCUGUGGACUAAUUAAAAACCUGCCAAAUUAUCUUACCCAACACAAUGUCGGGCUAAGUAUUCUAAUGUGCUACACAUUCAGCUAAAUCCCAUACAAAAGUAGCAUUGUUCUGCUGCUUCCAAAUAACAAAAUGAAUUACCACAGUGAUUAUUAAAUCACUGAGUGUAAGCAGCAAAUUUUUUCCAUGUUAUCCUCUUGUGUACUUCUUUUCUAUUGUUGAUUUAUUUUGACUGAAUAUACCUCAGCAGCACUUAAACAUAAGGUUCACUUUUAGACAUUUCUGUGUAUAGAACAGUGUAGAAUGUAUAAGUACUGUCUGGCUUACCAUUCAGAGUUUAUACUGAUGAACCAUACAUAGUAAACAUACAUAAAAAGACAACCUACUACUGCUAUUUUCUAGUACUACUAUUUAUGGGGUAUUUCCAGGUUUAAAUAUUGUUUUGAGAUCCUUCUUGCCAAAGUAAAAGCCUUUCUCUUUGCAGCUCGGCAGGUGUCUGGCUGCUCACGUUGCUGGUUUCCCUGUUUCUAAGGCCAUGAUGGGCCUAAAGGACUCAGUCCUGUUCCAGUGCUGUUUGUUGUUACUAAAGAUGAACCAGUUGCCAUCGGCACCAUAGGAUGUUACUGAAAUAUUUAUCUGAGGAAAGACUUAAGAAUUAGAGAAACAAUCUUUUCUUAAUUCUAUACAUAUAAAUAUAUAUAUAAACACUUGUAAGAUAUUCAUAUUUUAUAUUUGAACCAGUAUGUUAUCAAGACUGAAUGUAGUGUUUAUCAUGCUUACUCAAAAAAAUCUCCCCUAAUUCUUCUUUUUUUAAUUUUUAAUUUUUUUUAUUAUUAUUAUUAUUUUUUUAAACUUUCAAGACCAAAAGAAAAAGAACACAAGAAAUCUGUGGCCACGCCCCGGUGGAGCGUGAGCUGCUGACACCUGUGUCUGUCGUGUAUUGGCGAGGUCUUUUCAGCAGGAGGGUCUCGUUCAGACACUCCUGGUAGACAGGUCCUGUGGUUUGGUAGGAGACUCUGAGGCAUCUGAUCUUAAUCUUUUAAUAGAUUUUUUUUUUUUUUUUUGGUUGAGUCAUUGUGGACUUGAUUUGCUGUGCUGUCUUUAACAAUCAUUUGAUUUUUUUCUUAAAAUAUUACUUUAUGCCUUUAAUUGUUUUGUAUGGUGUGAGAGGGCAAGAUCACUGGCUUUCUUAGUUUGAUAAAGAAGAUUAACAUUAUCAUUUAUGCCUUAUUGUUACGUAGAAGACAUGAGCAUUGUAGCAUUGUUGUGUGUGAGAGAGCUUGAGCGCUGAGCUCACCUGGUGCAUUGUUUUCACUGAAACAAUACAGUGUACUUUGGGCAUUUUGGUGCGUGGGAUGAUUAUGUUGCUACCUAUGUUUUUUAGGUGUGACUCAGACAGGUUGAGGAUACCUGUGAGAAAAGCUUUACUAAUAAUUCCAGCAGGUGGGUGUGUGUGUGUUGUGUGAGAGAGUGUGAAUGAGUCUUACCAAGAGAGAAUAGUGAGGGCAGUCUGCAAACCAUUAUAGUGCAUUUUUUUCCAUCUUCCAGCGGGUGUUUGAGAGUGUGUUUUUUUUUUUUUUUUUUUUUUUUUAGGUGAGACAUGAGAGUACUUAUUUUUGUUGUUAGUCCAGAGGGGGGUUCUCUACUGAUUAUCUAGAGCCUUUAAGCAAGCCAGUUUUUGGUUUUUAAUGGUAAAACUAAAGUUUGUGUUCUACUUAUGAUCUCAUUAGCUGACAACUGUUGAGCCAGUGAGGUGGCUUUAAUGCUUCAGUUUCAGUGUGUGAUUCUGAGAUUUCAAGAUGCUCUUGCGGAUCAGCCACAGGUCAAGUUGUUGUACGUUGAACCACCACACUGGUUUGCUGGUUUUUAACGUCGACAAAGGAAGUGUGGAGCACCAGUAAGGCAAAAGGAGCUGUUGUAUACCUCAUUUCUAACUCAAGACUGAGUGAAACCUGCUUUAAUCUACUUAUGAAAUAAGAAAAAAUAUUUUAUAAAAUCUCACAAAAAAAGAUGAAAAUACACAAACUUGUGUCAGUGGAGAAGCCCGGUCACGCCUGUACUUAAUGAGGGGCUGUGGAAAAUGCCACCACAGGGGGGAGACAGAUUACAUACCAGUACUUGCGAAUGUCUGCCUUUUUUUUCUUUAAGAGUUUGGUGUUCUUACACUGCAUGCUGAUUCUUUUCAGCAUUGUUAUAACUCAGAGGUUUCUUUAAGUUUUUUUUCUCUUAUUUAAAUGGACUCCACAAUUUGAACAUCUUUUUAAUUUUGACAAUCCUAUUUUUCUUUUUUCAAAUUUAUUUUCACUUAACCAAGUACAGGUAUGUACUUGUCUUCCCGCAUGACGGUGCGCUGUCACAGUCCGCUCUCGCUUCCCUGUGGUACCAACAUUAACCAAAGACUUUAACUUGAUUGUAUAUGAAUGACACCAUCUCCCGCCCAUCCCCGCCUCACUGCUCAGCAUCAAAUCCCGGCUGCACGCUCUCACCCGAGUCCUCGGUUCAUCUGUAAAAAGUUUGCUUUUUAUUGCAUGCGAAUGUGUAUCCGCCUGGGAAAAAAAACACUCCGGCGUCUCGCUGGUGCAGCGGUUUCAGUGCCUGUGGGCGGGGAUCGGAGGGGGGUUGAACAGGAGCUGAGCGGGCUUCUCUCCGACAGACACGAACCAAUCUGGUGGUAGCUGGGUGAUGUUUGUUAAUACACACUGAGGGUUAAUCCUGUGCACACUGUACAUGCUCAGGACUCUGUAUGUUUGUUUGUCUUGAGCGCUGUUACUAGGUUGUUCCCCCUCCACUCUUUCUCUCUCUCAAGGACUGUGGUGAAAAUGCUGUUCCUGCCUCUCACAGUGCGUCUGUUUCGUCCUCAUCACCUGUACACUGUAGUCCCAGGACAUUACCCUGUUGUCUCCAGGAAUACACAUCCUGCGGUCACUAAAACUCACUGCUGUGUCCCUCCUCUUCCUCCUUCUCCUCUUCCUUUUUCCCUGCUUUUCUGCUCUCUCCCUUGACAUCGUCUCUUCACUACAGACUCUGAUCAGCUGUGACACUAUGCAUCAUGGUCCUUCACUCUGCAUGGACUGUGUCCCUUCGGCUCAGACCUCUGGCCGACGGGCUUCAGUGACACUUUGUUUAAUGCUUUACUCCAGGUGAGGUUGUGGGACCUCACAAGCGCUAUCCCAAAGCAAAAAUCCAAAUAUUUAACUUUUGACAAAUGCAGAUACCAAAGAUAUCUCUCUGUCCUGUGUCUCUCUCUCUCUCUGUUUUCUCUCCCUUCCACCCUGCAGCAUGUGUAUUAAGAGACAAACCCAGCACUGGCUUUAGUCCUAGCCUCAGUAAUUCCAAAGCUUAGAUGUAUAUUUUGGUAUAUUUCUGAGAAAAACUUGCGUGAAAUGCGUCUGUUUCUCGUUUGUUUGUUGUAUUCUCUUUUUUCUGUCACAGCAUGGAACUAAUUGCAAAACUGUCUUACUCUUGGUAGGUUAAAGAUAUAGUAUUUUUGUAUGUUUUUGGGUGUGUCAUGUGUGUGGUUAUUAGUUCACGGCCCAAGUGACCAUGGCUUUCAACAAGCGAGGGAAAAAAAAAGAAAACGCCAACCAUGUACAUAUUAAGUCUGUGUAUUUCAAGAAAUGUAUUCUGUAAAACAUUAACUACUCACGUUGGAAGCUUGGGCUCAUCUAAAGGAAUGUGUCCCCAUUUGAUUUCCCUUCUUUCUUAUUCUGCAGUCUGACAUGAAUUGACUCUUCAGGACUCUAAUGUAAAGAGUUUUGGUUUCAAUCAUGGACUACAACACUGAGGGACACUGCUCCGAUCUGACUACAAGACAAAAAAUGGGAAAAAAAAAAAAAAAAAGGCCUCCAGUCAUGGUGGCAUAGAACUGAAAGAUUGUGUAGGGAUUUUAAGUAUGUGAAUCAGGAUACAUAGUAGAUUUUGAUGCAUUUGUCUGCUGUAUUUUUGUUUGUUUUGUUUUUAUACACAUAUAAAGAUAAUCUUUUACUGUAACUGUACAGUUCUUUUUUGUUGUAAACAUCAUUAAACCAUUUUCCAAGUGUUUUGA